Messenger RNA from Mesorhabditis belari, 873 nucleotides. NCBI's taxonomy places the organism in Eukaryota, Metazoa, Nematoda, Chromadorea, Rhabditida, Rhabditidae. The record is from the annotation of a GenBank genome assembly.
AUGGAUUUCUACAUCGCCUAUGAAUAUUCAAUCAAUAAUAAUGCCUCCACGUUGACAACAUUCAUCGCGAAUACAGUACAACCGCUAACUUUUGGCUAUCUCCACUACAUCACUCCGAUCCUUCUCGCUCUUUGCAUUUAUAUAAUUUUUGCAUCAUUCGCCUCUUCUCGAUCCGAUCGCUUCUACGCAAAUGGUUACAUCGCAGCGGUUAUCCUGUGGCCUACCCUGUACAACAUUCGUUUAGUCUACCAUGAGACAUUCGGCGAUAUCGGCUUUGCGCAACUUGGCUUUGGCUAUGCAACCAGUUUCGAGGCAAUCCAUCUAUUAGAGACCACUUCAUUCAUCAAUCUCUCUUUUUGCUCGUUUCUCUUCAUGGCCUCGCAUCUACUCGCUUUUGUCGACAAAAAGCCUUACAGUGGAGGCCUCGCCUACCUCCUUUUGUGGAUUCCGUCAUUCGGCCUCAGCUAUGCCCUCUUCACCGUGCAAAUCCCAGUCAUCUCUCGUUGCCUUGUCUUCCUCGUCUCCGUUCUCCCGUCGAUCGCACUCAUUGCUGCAGCAGCGCUCAGUCUUCUGUACCUCUUGCUGAGCGGAGCUUUCUCGUUUCGAAUCAGCAUGAAGAAAUACUAUAAGCCGGCCCUUCUCGUUUUCGUUUCGGCCGCCUGCCACUGGAAUACAUUGUGGAUCAGCUACCGUACUGUCCCCAAAUUACUCUUUGGCCCGAUCACCCCCGAAAUCAUAAACAACACGGUCCACGAUUGGCCCAAGAGUUACCCAGUACAGCACGCAAAGCGAACUGGUGGCGAAGUGGUGCCGAUUCUUGUCCGCGAAAUGUCACAAGAGAAAUCAUCGCAAUCGAGUGGCAAAGAAAAGUAU